Messenger RNA from Ostrinia nubilalis (European corn borer), 7586 nucleotides. It is a transcript of the gene inaE, whose product is annotated as diacylglycerol lipase-beta-like. The transcript is spliced from 14 exons. Gene Ontology annotation, cellular component: plasma membrane; cytoplasm. NCBI's taxonomy places the organism in Eukaryota, Metazoa, Arthropoda, Insecta, Lepidoptera, Crambidae. The coding region runs from base 432 to 2468 and encodes 678 amino acids. Gene Ontology annotation, molecular function: triacylglycerol lipase activity. Gene Ontology annotation, biological process: arachidonate metabolic process; neurogenesis; diacylglycerol catabolic process. The record is from RefSeq and is a predicted model, not a curated record.
CGCGGACUCAGCGCCUGUAUGAUGUUGCGAUCCGAAGCCGCUCCGAUCUCAUCGAAUCUAUCGUAAACAAAACACAAUCCACUGACAGAAACGCAUAAACCAUUCAUUCAAAACAUCGCCGCCAAGGCUCGACGGCUUCCGUGACGCCGGAAAACUAUUCGACCGGCCGCAGUGAUUUUGUAGAAGUUGCAUCGAAAGGUUAGGUGUUGUGGAGUUUAGUGAAAGGUUGUAAGUUUGUGGUGUGAAGUGUUGGUGCAUAUUGUGUCUGUGUGGCAGUGACUAUAUUGGCGGAGGUGGACGCUGUCCGAGAACCAUGUACUCGAGUGGCAUGAGCCGGUGUCCGUAGCGCGGCCGCGGCAUUCGGCACCUCUCGCAAGACGUCACUCUCAUCUGGUUCCCUGCUAAUGUUACAAACAUUAUAAACAUCUAAGAUGCCGGCACUCCGGCUGCUGGGGCGCAAAUGGCUGGCUGCCUCAGACGACCUGGUGUUCCCGAGCAUCUUCGAGCUGAUCUUCCGAUUCGUAUGGCUGGUGCUAAUAGCACUGGUGGUGGAAGUGCUCUACCCAGUGACAUGGCAGUGCCGGUCCGAGGGCUGGCACGGCGGGUCCUUCGUGCGGCUGUAUCUGUGCGGCACACUGGCUCUACAGGCGGCUCUUAUGCUGCUUUUGGCUGCAUUAGCGCAGCAGUCCGCCAGAGGCACCAUCACAGACGUCGACUCGAGAAGACUCGUGUCACCGCUGCUUCUUUUCAAGGUGCUGCUGGUGAUGCCUGAGAUGGGGCUGAACGUCAUGGGCACCAUGUGGAUGUUCUGCGAGGUUAUCGACUGCUCUGUUGAGGACCGUUUCUCCAGCAUAGUUAUACAAAGUAUAGUCCUGUUCAACUGGGUCCAGCUAGCCCUAACCGUGUUUGGCCUCUUCAUGGUCUUCGACCCCCUGGGCUCCGUCCGGUACGGGGACAUGCAGGACACCCCCAACCAGGUGCGACACCACAAGAAGGUCACCGGACUCUGGUCGAGACGGUUUCGAUGGGCCUUCUGCUGGCUGAAGAGGGAUGAGCACGGGAAAGAAGCUUUUCAGCAGGUCGCAGCUCUCCUCAGCGCACUGUUCCGAUCAACCGACCUAGUCCCUUCUGACGUGGUCGCCGGCUGCGUUCUCUUACGAGUACGGCAGAAGCGGGAAACCCGAGAGAUGCGGCGCAUCCAAAUGCUCAACGACGAGGAACCGAUCUACACCACAGAUGUGAACAAAGUCUUCUCGGAGACCCCUCCCUGGAUGAACCUGGAGGACGCUCUACACUACUUGAGGCUGUCCAUAGCAGCGUACGGCUGGCCGUAUGUGUUGUACCGACACUGCUUCACUGGAUUCUGCAAAUUGGCGCGCCAUUUGACGUGUUGUUGCUGUCGGCCAAAGAACUCCAUUGUGACGGACGACAACUGCUGCCUCUGCAACUUCGCUGGUGUCAAGUACAUGUCCAAACUCCCCGCCGAUGACAUCAUCUUCGCCUCCUUCAAUAACCGGGUUUUUGAGUUACCCUUCUGCGUGAUAGCGGACCAUGACCGCGAGAGCAUCGUAGUUGCUGUUCGCGGCUCCAUAUCUCUACGGGACAUAUUCACUGACUUUACGGCGGGAUCCGAAAAAUUUGAAGCUGAUGGCCUACCAGAAGACACGGCAGCACACAAAGGCAUGUCAAUGGGUGCUGCGAAGAUGCUGAAGAGGCUCCUACCGGUGCUAGACCGCGCCUUCCAGCAGUACCCACACUAUGACCUGGUGCUCACAGGUCACAGUCUGGGCGCAGGUGUGGCAGUCUUAGUGGCGCUCAAGCUCAGGCCGAGGUACCCGCACCUUAAAGUGUUCGCGUUUUCUACCCCAGCGGGUCUAAUAAGUCGCGAAGCAGCGAGGUAUACCGAGAGCUUUGUGCUCACUGUGGGCGUGGGAGACGACCUCGUGAUGAGACUCAGCGUGCACAGCAUAGAGAACCUUAGGACGAAGGUCAUACAGACCAUACACGCAACUAAGUUACCCAAGUACCGCAUCAUGCUGAACGGCUUCGGCUACGCGCUAUUCGGGGUUCCAGCUCGCGACUUGGAGUCAACCUGGCGGCGGCCUGAGGACCUGGAGGCCCACCAGUCGGACGACUCAGCAGACGCGCUGCUAGUCCAAAGCGUGUCCACCGUGAGUGCUGAGGCGGCGCUAGUAUCGCGCAACGUGUUCGUACGGCGAUUCUCUUCGGCGCGGCUGUUCACAGCAGGACGAAUACUACACAUCGCGCGGCGCAAGCGCAUGGGCAUAGAGAAGAAAGUGCGCACCCACGAGCCAACGUAUGAAAUGCGAUGGGCGUGUCCUGAAGACUUCAUGGAACUGCAGGUCAUGCCUCGCAUGCUCCUCGACCAUCUACCAGAGAACGUGCACCGCACCAUACAGACUGUCAUAGAGGAACGGCACACGUAUCGGAUCACGCACGUUGUGUAAAUACACGUACACGUACUUUGUGUUUAGUGCAGUGCGAAACAAUUGAAACGCAAUUGAAACGCUAGUGAAACGAAUGUGAAUGCGUACACGGUUGAUUGAGAAGAGACAAAUGACAUGCGUUGUGAAGAUCGCGCUGUGUGUGGAUUUAAAUAGAAACAAAUGACAAGCGUUGUGAUGCACAUCACUUAAACGUGUCAAUUGACACAAAACAAUUGAAGAUAGUUGAUAUAAAAGAAAUAGCCAGAAAAUAUGCACCGCUUUACUUGGAAGACUACACAUGGGUUGUAGGAUGAAGCAUGUUGUAAGUUCACACUCGCUUCAUGACGCAUGCAUUAUGGCAAAUUAAAAAUGAGUAAAAUGACACAUCGAAGCUUACUUACACAAUAUGAAAUUGACUGUAAUGUUAACCCUAAAACGGUGCGGCAAUAAUACCUUGGCUAAGUAAAUCGAUGAAACCAAAUAAACGAACUCUUAGAAAAUAGGAAAUACAGUCCAUGACUACAAGAAAUUUUCAGAGACGACAUGACGUAACCAUCAAUCUUUAAAUUAAGUUAUAUUACUUUUAAAGAAUAUUGUAGUUUACUGUUAAGUGAACGUUAAUUCUUAAACCGUUCUAGCAAAUGAACUAACAAAUCCGAGAGUAAUGCCCGUUUACACCAUCAAUUCCUAAUUUUUAAGUAAGCCCUAUGACAACAAAAUUCAUAUUAUGUGUUAGCAUAGGGGUCACUUAAAAAUUAGGAAUUGAUGGUGAAAACGGGCAUAAGUAUACAUUUUAAGUAACGACUACGACCUAAACACCAUCUAAUUGUAGAAUGGAUUUGAAUUUUGAAUUGUCUUAUGUCUUUGAAUUUAUGAUCAAGAUUCAGUACAAGUUAUUGUUUAAUUUAAUUAAAGUGACCGCACUAGAAUUAACACAAUUUUAAAAAAUGGGUGCUGCCCAAAGUUAACAAAUGAUCAUUUAAGAACACUGACAAUGUUUGACGUAUCUCCUUAUAAAUUGAGUUCCUAGUAUUAUUCUAUCGAAGAGAAGUAAUAAAAAGACAGUUAAAAAUACAUACCAGUGGACACAGCAAGUAAAACCAGUAUAAUUUAGGAUAAUGUGAAUGGUUUACAACACAUGUAAGUAAUUAUGCAUUUUUCGUGUCAAUAUUACUGAUGUGUUCUGCGAAGUAUGUGACUAAAGAUAUUUCCCAAAAUAAGCUAUGUAAAAAUAAUUGUAAGAGCGACAAUGGUGGAGGCGAGUUUCGUCUUAGAAGAUUUAAUUAUUUGUAUAAAAAUAAUGUACAGACAGUCAUUCAGCUGCUGGCAGUUGAUAUGACAAUAAAUAUUAAUAUUUUUGGGUAUUUUGACAUACAAAAACUUCUGCAAUUAACGCCUGUUUGUCUAUGACGUGACACAUACUCAGCUGUAAAAUUGUGUUGAAAAAGUAGAGACCUAAUCCAGGCGUUUGUGAUUUUAAUAAAAUACACAAAAUAUAGUAAAUACAACUUCCCAAAUAACUAUUUCUCAUAAGAUUGCUUACAAAUAAAUGUGAAUCGAGUUGCAUUGACCUAACAUAGGUAAUCUGAGAGCUACUAAGCAGACUCUAUGAGGAUAAAUUCAUAUUACUUAAUUAACAUAAAAUAAUUAUAAGAAUUGAAUCUACUGAAGCAUUUAUUUUUAUAGUUCAAGAACAGUUUCUAAUUUGUUUAUAAGAGUGAAUGCAGCUAUGGUGGUGGAUUCAACGUUUGAAAGUUAGGAAUUGAAAUACUUUUAAAAACUUAGACGUACCUAAAUGUUACAGAUUUGGUAACCCAAUCUUACUACUUAAAUAGUGUCAUCGGCAAAUUGUAUUGAUUUAUCACCUGAGCAACGAUCGAAAGUUUAGCGAAAGAGAUGUAACAUCGUCAAUUAAGUAGGUUAUAAUAAUACCGCCAGAGGUCGCCAUUUUUAUUGCACGGAAACUUUUGUCUAUUAGAGAAGACCGUGGCGUUGAAAAGGUUAAAUAGCAGCGCUCCAUAAAACAUUAUUAUGUCUCAAAUUGAAACUCUUUUAUACAAUUUACUGAAUUUCAGCAUACAAAAUGGCUAGACGUGUUAUUUGUCUUUCCCAAACGAAACCAACAUGUAAAUUGACGACAAAGUAAAAGAAUCGUACAAUUUGCCGACGACAAUACACCCGUCAACUCUCUAAGAACCUUUCAUGUAAUGAAUACUCUUUUUACAGACAAAAAUAAAAGUUCGGAAAUAAAAUUUCCCACUACAAUUUGUUUAUUAAAACACUAGCAAUCAAUGACAAAAUACGUGUCAAAUUAUUAUGUAAAGUUAAGUAAGAAAUGUGAGAAGACUGUGAUGAUGUUAUAGUAUGAUUAUUGUUAAAGUAAGUGAAAUCUUUAUGGGCAGUUGAAUGUGUUGUAUGUAAAGUUAAGUAUUUUAGCAAUUUGUAUAUAAUACAUAUUAGUUUUAAGUCCUAUAUUGCUUUAGUUUCUGGGAAACAAAGCAAUCACCUCGUCCCAGUGUAAGAGCCCCUACCGACUACAGAGUUUUAACCGUUAUUUUAAUCGGGCUGUUAAUCAGUAUGAAAUUACGUACGCAGAUUACACCAAUUUGAUAUCGGCCCGUUCCUCAUACACAUUAGAAGCCGACCAAAAUAACGGCUGAUAAAAAAAUUCUGUAGUUGGGACUCUAAAUGUCCACAUAUCAGCGUACAAAACGUUUUAAUUCUUCCUCGAUAACACCAUGACCCCUGUCAUGUUUUCAAAAUUACUUUGCUCAAUCUUGUGCAAUUUUCGUUUGACUGAUGUAAUUACUACUCACCACAUGAAAAACAUUUUAUUUUUGAAGUCCUAUUUAUGCAAUGUCUAGAAAAAAAGUUUCAAAGCCUUUUUUGUUAAAAUGAAUCUCAGUUAAAAUUUUACACCCAAUAUUUUGAAAGUACAAUUGAUUAUUUUUAAAAUUUCGCGUUGCAUCAUUUAAUUAAUUUUGACAGAUAUUAACGCAAUACGCGGUUAGGUUAAAAAUGUCUCCUGACACGCAAAAAUAUUUUAACUGCGUAUUAUAAUUAGAAAUGAUAUUAAAGUAUGGAUCUGUUAAAGGUAAAAGUCCACUGGGCCUAAAUAUUAGAGUUUAAUCAAUGUUUUAAUAAUAAAACACAGCGUUUAAAGGACUUGUUGGGAAAAACUUAAACAGUGAAAUUUUAAUUUUGAUAUUCGAAAAAGUAAAAGAUAUUCUCUACUCCCCAAUGUAUAAACAACACAUUGAUAAGUUUUAUUAGGCUACAAAAAUCAGAUGUGUUGUUAGAAAAAAUCCAGUAAGUAGAGAUCUUCAUUGAAUAAGUUUUUACCAAACUGUUCCUUCGCCUUGUAUUAUUACUGUAGAUUCUGACAUAGAAACAUUGAUAUUGUAAUGUUACGUCUUAAAAAGUAUUAACUACAUGGCGCGAGUACACUAUGUGGGAAAGUGGUCAAGACUUUAUAGUGUGAACACCAUCUUGGUUACUUUCUCCUUCCCCCGUGUGUGUCGCCCAUACUUCGGUGUGCGGGCUCACGCUCCGACUUGGACAAUUUUCCGCAUAGUGUACUUGCGCCAUCAAAUAUUUGGUUGUUAAAUCACUUCGAUUUUUUAAUAUAAGUAUUACCCAUAUACCUAAAAAUAGGAAUUAAAAAUGUACUACCAGUACAGUAAUGUUACCGGAGUCAAUUACUUAGAAGCGUACUUAUGUUGAUUUUUUUCUAGAACCGAAAUAAAAUAUUAUCCUUAUCCAAACUGAAAAUACAAUACACAGUACAGUCAUAUUUAUUGACGUUAAUUUUCUUGACUCAUUUAAUAAAUCUUUAUAUAAAAACAUACUAAGCACGACUUGUUACCGCUCUGAUAUUUAAAUACUUACAUGCAUAUUAAUCCGUUUGUGUAUGUUCGAUUCUAAAAUAACGUAGGGAACAAUAAUAAUGUGACUUCGAUCACCUUCGAACAGAUUCUGAAUGAUGUAUUGUACAUAGCAUUUACUUCGAAUAAUUUACAUUCCAUUUUGUAUCCUAUUUAGCCUUCAGUAUGAAUGAGUAGGUUAUUUAUGCUAAAAGUAACGAAAUUUGAAGAUGCACCUUAUCAUUGUGCUCGUAGUUUCCAGUAUUACCUACUUAUGAACACACUGGAGUCAAGAAAUCCUAAUAAUAUAAUCCAAUAUAUGUAUAAAAUUUUAAACUAUUUUUUUAAGUUUGAAUUUCUUUUUGAAUUAUUCUGGAAUACGGGUAUAUUUCUAGAGUAUUUAUAUUUUUUGACAAAGGAAAACGGCUUUCAAUCAUAUUAAAUUUAAAUCUGUAUAUCUGUUUUCUACAAGUCCUUAUAAAAUAAUAGAUAAUAGUUUGUCACAAGUGUGCCAAAUACAGUCGUAUCAUCUAUGUAUUUGGAGCUACAUUUUAUCUUGAUUAAAUAAAUCGUCUUGCUAAAGCUCUACACAUACUUAGGCAUACAUAAUAUUAUGAUUAUAAUAGAGUCCAUCCAGUGUGGUUUAACCUUUUGACCUUUUUUACCCUACCUUACAUUUACAAAAUGACCAAAUUGUCAAAAAACACGCUGUAAAUAGAAACAAAUAUGCUAUUUUUAUGCGUCAUAUUUCCUCUUUGUACAGAUUUUUACCGAGAAAAGAUUUAUUAUGCAUUGACAGAUCUGAAAAUCGUAGGUAAGCUUAAGCUUAACUGCAAGUUAUUGUAAUAAAAAUUUUCAGGAUUUGUGAAAUUUGAAGUUAGCCAUUUCAUAUUUUAAAUAGUUGAUUGAAUUGUUGAUAAAAGGCAAAUACCUAAGUAUCAUUACCUACAAAGUUUCGUCACUAUUUUUAAGCCUAGAAAGAUAUUCUAAGGUGGUUCUUCAGUUUUCAAAAUGGCCAACUGUACAAUAUUUUAAUUAUCAAAAUGAUAACCGUCGGCUACGAAAAGGCGAAUACUUAUUAUUGUAAAAAAAUAUUUUUAACCGACGUGUCGUAGAUCUGUGUGUAUGUUGUUGUAUGUUCAAGUAUUAAAAGGACUGAGUUUCUUAUCACUUGUACCCUAAAUUAGGGCUUUGUAAUCUCUCACCUUUGUAUUAGGGUAUAGCCAAUGUCUUGUGUUGGGUUUGUGUUAAUUUAUAUUAAAAUAUAUUUUAAGUA